Molecule: messenger RNA, 2013 nt
Organism: Paraphaeosphaeria sporulosa
Lineage: Eukaryota; Fungi; Ascomycota; Dothideomycetes; Pleosporales; Didymosphaeriaceae
Exons: 3
Coding region: 1-2013 (670 amino acids)
Biological process (GO): regulation of DNA-templated transcription
Molecular function (GO): DNA-binding transcription factor activity, RNA polymerase II-specific; zinc ion binding
Source: RefSeq, a predicted model, not a curated record
AUGGCCGCCCCCGCUGCGUCGUCGGACUGGCGCCUCCCAACGAAUCAAUUAAACGCACCGCCUCCCGGUCUGAGAGUGGGCCCACAGCACAAGUGCACACCAGCGACCCUGGAGCACAUCAUGAACUCUCACGGCGGCGACACCGCCAUGAUGGACAUAUACCCAAGCACGGAGACCGGGUCAGCGCAUGAUUCACUGUCUCCGACCAAGUCGCCACAACCAAAGCAGAUAUCCUUCGAGUUGCUGCUUUUGCCCCAAUCCCCGCAACACAAAGCACGCCUCCCCAUGCGUGUGAACAUCUACCCCCACGAUACCACCGAUAGUAUCAUCACGACGGUCAAGAACUUCUAUGGGCUCUACGAGCGCAAGGGCGUUGUGUUCGAGGACCGCCAUGGGAAUACACUGAUCGCUCGCUACGAGAACUUCGCUCACAACAUGGUCGUCUAUGUGCGCGUCACUGCAGAGGACCCAGACAUGGAAGAGUUCCAAACUGUUUCGCAUCACUCUAUGUCUCCUCGCCGCCCGAGACUGGAUGAAGCAUUCCAGAUGCUCCCUCCCAGUCUCGCCAGACACAUGCGACAAAGCGAGUCGCCUCAGCCAGGCCGCGGCCGACGCAGUGCUUCUACCAUGUCUGCCAGCAAGCGUGCCCGUGCUGCCGCGAAGAGCCGCGGCCCUAGCUCUCAUGGAAGCUUCGCUGACAAUGGCGAUGCCAACGGCUACAGCGACAGCGAGAACGGCGACGCUUCGGUGACCUCGCGCCGCUCGAGGAAGGAGCAGGUUGCCAGCGCUGAGAUCAGCGUCGAUAACAUCGUUGAGGGUGGCCGUCGCAAGCGUGCCAAGUUUGACAGCUCUGAGCUUCCCCUCUUCGUCCCUCCUCAAGUUCCGAUGACCGCGUCUCUCUCCUCGGCCUCUCCCCAGAGACGUAUCAGUGGUAACAACGCGGGCUCCCCCUACGCCAUGAGUAACCAGCAGACGUUUGCAUUCUCGUACCCCCUGCAGUCACCACAAAGCUACGGCCAGGGCGAUGCCACAUACAACCACGGACUGGCAACUCCCUACUCUGCCUCGAGCGGGCAGGUGCCAGGUUACCGAUCGCGCACCCGUGGCACAACACAAGGAGGGCCGUAUCGGCAAUCUGGUGCACCAGGAGGCAUCUUGCCUACUCCUGACCCGACCCUUGGUAGCGCAAGCGUCAUCUCAGAUGAAGACGUCGCUCGUCAGCUGAUGCGCUUGGGCGAUGCUUCCAAUUUCUCUACGCACGGUCGAACUUCUACUUCGACGCUUGAUGACGCAUUGAGCGGUAAAGCAGAGAUCGCAUCCUCUAGCGAAGAGAGCGAUGAUGGUAGCGACGAGGAGCCGGAGCUUCCACCGCUUCCUUUCAAUGUCGGACGCACCAAUGGUCUGAUUGGAGAGCCUCUCAUCCGUGGAUACGAAAGCGCCGACAGCAGCGGCGAGGACUACGACGACAAUCGGGAUGAUUCCUUCAAGGGCGAAAGUGAUGAGAUCAUGCCUGAUGGACAUCACGACCAUCUCCAGCCUCACGUGGCCAAGUCUCGUGGGUCUGUCUCGAGCAAGACUGAUCUCUCAGCCAAGCCUCGCGCUCUCUCCAAGUCGAAGGGCAAGGUCGCAAAGGCGCCCAUGUCCCCAACUUCCCUUCCGUCUCAGUCGCGCAAGACAUCGAGCGCCUCUACCAACGGACAGCACCCGAUUGGAAUUGACGAAGAGGAUCUCUCGUCGAAGCCUCGCUGCCAGCGAUGCCGCAAGAGCAAGAAAGGUUGCGAUCGCCAGCGGCCCUGCGGACGUUGCAAGGAUGCAGGCAUCGGGAUCGAAGGUUGCGUCAGCGAGGACGAAGGCAAUGGCCGCAAAGGGCGAUACGGACGUCACAUGGGGGUUCCUGUCAAGAAGCCUAUGGAUCCCCCUUCGCUGCACGACCACGUGCAUGCGCCGAUUGCUACGAACAAUUUCCUCAUCGACAGCAGCACAAACGAUAAGAGCAAGAAGAGGAAACGGUAA